AUGCAAUAUUUGUCUGUCCGUCUCUCUCUCUCUUUCUUUCUUUCUUUCUCUUUCUCUCUCUCUCUCUCUCUCUCUCUCUCGGUCUAUCUAUUCUAUCUAUCUAUCUAUCUAUCUAUCUAUCUAUCUAUCUAUCUAUCUAUCUAUCUUACACUCUCACAAUUUUUUAACAUUUCCAUAAAAACUCUCGCGACUUAUUUAUUCCUAGUACCUGUAAUUAAUUAUAUCCUUUGUUUUUUGGUAUAUUUUUUCCUUCACACCUUGAUGUGUACUUUCUUUCUUUCUUUCUUUCUUUCUUUCUUUCUUUCUUUCUUCGUAACAUCGCAUCUCCUUUUUCAUUUCUUUCUUUUAUUUAUUUGCAAAUCGUACUUUACAUUUGGUCAUAUUUUUCUUUCUUUAUUUUUUUCUUUUGUUAAUAUCGUUUAUAUAAAUUCUUUCUUUUUUCUUUCUCUUUCUUUCUCAAUCUAUCUAUCUAUCUAUCUAUCUAUCUAUCUAUCUAUCAUAUGUAUGUAUCCAUUAUUUUGUUUUGACUGUUUAUGUCUGCGUUACGAUUUUAUCAAUGUCACAAUCCAUACCAUCAUUUUAAUGUUUUCACAUUUCCUGCUUAUUUCAAAUAUCUAUCUAUCUAUCUAUCUAUCUAUCUAUCUAUCUAUCUAUCUAUCUAUCUAA
Messenger RNA from Acanthosepion pharaonis, 666 nucleotides. The record is from the annotation of a GenBank genome assembly. NCBI's taxonomy places the organism in Eukaryota, Metazoa, Mollusca, Cephalopoda, Sepiida, Sepiidae.